CGUGUAAUAUCCACGGAUCUCCCGCAGCUCUGAUUCAGUGGGCUCUCCGCUGCAAUGGUCGCUCCAUCGGCGCAGAGGACGGACUGAUCCUGGCGGCUCUCUCGCUCUCAUCCCCGCCAGCUGGAGCCACAAACACCGUCUCAGAGGGGAGAUAUCUCCCCCCUCUCUGCUGAAUAUGAGCGCCGACGGAGAAUAAAAGGAUUUUAUUUUUAUUUUAUUCUAUAUUUUUGUUGUUGUUGUCGGAACGCACGCUUGGUUUUCUGCAGACUGAUGAAUAAUACAGAUCGGGAAGAGGAACCCGUGGAUGCGAGGACGCUGUGGCUGCAGGUGUAAACGAAGCGACCGGGGAAUAAGAAGUUCUGCAGAACAUCGAGCCCAGACCCGGAGGACAUGGUGCCCGGGGCCCCCAGCACCACGACCGCCGCCGCCACCACCAUGCUCCCCGCUUCGGAGGCUGCCAAAAUCUACCAGACCAACUACGUGCGCAACUCGCGCGCCAUCGGCGUCCUGUGGGCCAUCUUCACCAUCCUCUUCGCCAUCGUCAACGUGGUGUGCUUCAUCCAGCCCUACUGGAUCGGGGACGGCGCGGACACCCCGCAGGUGGGCUACUUCGGUCUGUUCCACUACUGCAUCGGGAACGGGCUGUCCCGGGACCUGCUGUGUCAGGGCAGCUUCGCGGAGUUCAACAGCAUCCCGUCGGGCGCCUUCAAGGCUGCGUCCGUCUUCAUCGGCAUGUCCAUGGUGCUGGUGCUCACCUGCAUCGGCUGCUUCGCGCUGUUCUUCUUCUGCAGCACCGGCACCGUGUACAAGAUCUGCGGCUGGAUGCAGCUGGCUGCAGGUACCAGCCUGAUUCUGGGCUGCAUGAUCUACCCCGACGGCUGGGACAGCGACGAGGUGAAGCGGAUGUGCGGCGAGCAGACAGACAAGUACACGCUGGGCGCCUGCUCGGUCCGCUGGGCCUACAUCCUGGCCAUCAUGGGCAUCAUGGAUGCGCUGAUCCUCUCCUUCCUGGCUUUCGUCCUGGGUAACCGACAGGAUAAUCUGAUGUCUGAGGAGCUGCUGGGAGAAAAGACCGGAAACAACGUGAUAUAACUUCUAGAAAUGAAGGAUUCUUACACACAUGGGUCUUACAGUCGGGAUGAGGUAUUACUGCAGGGUCCAGCUUCGAUCUCCUGGUCCUGCCAGUGGCUGAGAAGCAGAGCUGAGGAGUUGGGAAUCAUCAGACUAAGGAAGCAGCAGCAGCAGAAGAAGAAGAAGAAGAAGUGGCCAGAAAACGGGCAGAAAACCAUCUACUGGGAACGACAACACCUCUUGUCUUGUUUGAGAGAUCCCUCUGUAAAAUAGUUUUUACACACCUGAAACCGACAGUUUUUCCCGGCCGUGUUGUGGACUUACCUGAGCUGUUUUUUCCCCAGAAAUGUGACCGCUUUCAUAUAGGUUGAUCUAAAAAAAAAAAAAAGAAAAAG
Messenger RNA from Fundulus heteroclitus (mummichog), 1466 nucleotides. It is a transcript of the gene lhfpl3, whose product is annotated as LHFPL tetraspan subfamily member 3. Gene Ontology annotation, cellular component: plasma membrane. Gene Ontology annotation, biological process: sensory perception of sound. The coding region runs from base 391 to 1092 and encodes 233 amino acids. NCBI's taxonomy places the organism in Eukaryota, Metazoa, Chordata, Actinopteri, Cyprinodontiformes, Fundulidae. The record is from RefSeq and is a predicted model, not a curated record. The transcript is spliced from 4 exons.